CUAGUACUACUUCACUACUAUCACUUGCAAAUAAGCAUCUUUCACGAGCACCACACACAGAGAGAACAUCAUGAUGUUGAAGCCUUGUUAUCAAGUUGGAAACUCAUCAAACUCUACCCAAAUCCCCUUCCAUUAUUUACUGCGAAAACCCUUUGUCCUUUCAAGGCCUAAUUCGUUACCGAAAAGACACGAAACCGGUCGGAUUCGCUUCAGUCCCGCCGGCACCAUAAAAGCCGUUGCAAGUAGUACUAGUACUGAUCAAUAUAAUGAAGAGCCUACGACGUCUGAUCGUCAAAUAGAAACCGAAACAAUUACCGUUAAGGCAGUGGUGACAGUGCAGCCAACGGUAACAGGGUUCUUCAAAAACCUUGGGAUAGACAGAGGCCUUGAUGACAUUCAGGACUUGCUUGGCAAAUCGCUCCUGCUGGAGCUUGUUAGUGCCGAGCUUGAUCCCAAAACGGGACUAGAGAAGGAGACAGUUGAAGCAUAUGCCCACAAGAUAGGAAAAAAAGAAGAAGGGAUAAAGUAUGAGACAAGUUUUGAAGUUCCAAUUGAUUUUGGAGAGAUUGGAGCAGUUUUAGUAGAGAAUGAGCACCACAAGGAGAUGUAUCUCACGGAUAUAGUCCUCGAUGGCCUCCCUGAUGGCCCUGUGACCGUCAUCUGCUGUUCAUGGGUGCACUCUAAGUUUGACAAUCCAGAGAAACGACUUUUUUUCACCUCCAAGUCAUAUUUGCCAUCACAAACACCAAGUGGAUUGAGAAGACUAAGAGAAGAAGAACUUGCAAAUUUGCGAGGUGAUGGGGAAGGACAGCGCAAACAUUUUGAGAGGAUAUACGAUUAUGAUGUAUACAACGAUAUUGGUGACCCUGAUAAAAAUUGGGACCUCCAAAGACCUGUUCUCGGCUGCAAAGACCGCCCAUAUCCUCGCCGCUGCAGGACUGGACGCCCACGUUCUGAAUCAGAUCCAUCGUCGGAGAAAAGGAGUAGAAGUUUUUAUGUACCACGAGACGAAUGCUUCUCGGAGAUAAAGCAGUUAACAUUUUCCGCCAAGACUUUAUAUUCCGUGUUGCACGCAUUGUCACCUUCUCUUGCGACCGUCAUGGUCGACAGAGACCUUGGGUUUCCUUACUUCACCGCCAUUGACGCUCUCUUCAGCCAAGGAGUUGACCUGCCUCCCAUUGGCACCGAAGGCUUUCUGCAAAGAGUCAUGCCUCGCGUUGUCAAAACCCUCAAGGAUUCUGGAAAAGGCGUCUUGCGUUUUGAGGCUCCUGAAACAGUCAACAGAGAUAAGUUUUUCUGGUUUAGGGACGAGGAAUUUGCAAGGCAGACUCUUUCUGGGCUCAAUCCUUGUAGUUUACGAUUGAUCACGGAAUGGCCAAUAAAGAGCAAACUUGACCCCUUGAUAUACGGUCCAGAAGAAUCAGCAAUCACAGAAGAGAUGAUAAAGCAAGAGAUUGGUGGAAUCAUGAGCGUCGAUGAGGCAAUUAAGAAGAAGAAGCUGUUCACAUUAGAUUACCAUGACCUUCUCAUACCGUUUGUUCACAAAGUAAGAGAGCUUAAGGGCACAACACUAUAUGGAUCAAGGACAGUCUUUUUCCUAAACCCAGAUGGCACAUUAAGGCCAUUGGCUAUAGAGCUUACGCGGCCGCCGCAUAAGGACAAGCCCCUGUGGAGGCAAGUAUUCACACCUUGUUGGCAUUCCACAGGAGUUUGGCUAUGGAGGAUUGCUAAAGCUCAUGUUCUUGCCCAUGAUUCAGGCUAUCACCAACUUGUUAGUCACUGGCUGAGGACACACUGUGUUGCAGAACCUUAUGUAAUUGCCACAAAUAGGCAACUUAGUGUGAUGCACCCAAUAUACAGACUGUUGCAUCCUCAUUUUCGGUAUACAAUGGAGAUCAAUGCUCUGGCUAGAGAAGCCCUCAUCAACGCAGAUGGCACCAUUGAGACUGCGUUUACACCCGGGAAGUACUCGGUUGAGCUUAGCUCGGCCGCCUAUGGCCUUGAGUGGCAAUUCGAUUUACAAGCAUUGCCUGCAGAUCUCAUUAACAGGGGAAUGGCUGUUGAGGAUCCUAAUGCUCCACACGGGCUAAAGCUCACAAUUAAAGACUAUCCUUAUGCAAAUGAUGGACUCAUGAUGUGGGACUGCAUCAAAAAAUGGAUCACUGACUAUGUCAAUCACUACUACCCAGAUUCAAAACUUGUAGAAUCUGAUCAAGAGCUCCAAGCUUGGUGGACCGAAAUCCGAACGGUUGGCCACGCAGACAAGAAGGACGAGCCGUGGUGGCCAGUCCUCAAAACUCCCAAAGACCUUAUUGAAAUCAUAACUACAAUUGUGUGGGUGACAUCAGGUUACCAUGCAGCCGUGAACUUUGGUCAGUAUGCUUAUGCAGGUUACUUCCCGAACCGGCCUACGAUUGCCAGGUCUAACAUGCCGACCGAAGAUCCCACUGAUGAGGAGUGGCAAAAGUUUAUUAAGAAACCUGAAUCUGCACUUUUGAAAUGCUUCCCCUCGCAGCUUCAAGCGACGAGGGUGAUGGCAGUUUUAGACAUAUUGUCGAACCAUUCUCCCGACGAGGAGUAUCUUGGUGAGAAGAUAGAGCAGGCAUGGGCUGAUGAUCCUGUAAUAAAGGAAGCCUUUGAGCGGUUCAAUAAAAGUUUGAAGGUGCUAGAACUGAUCAUUGAUUCGAGGAACGAAAAUACCGAGUUGAAGAACAGAAAUGGAGCUGGGAUUGUCCCAUAUGAGCUCUUGAAACCAUUUUCAAAACCUGGCGUGACGGGAAAAGGUGUUCCAUAUAGCAUUUCCAUUUGAAACUUCCAAUUGUAAUGCAUGGGGAAAAAACAUGAAAUAAUAACAAUUUAGGAUUUGGAACAGAAGC
Messenger RNA from Morus notabilis, 2876 nucleotides. RefSeq names its product linoleate 13S-lipoxygenase 2-1, chloroplastic. Bases 71 to 2809 code for a protein of 912 amino acids. Gene Ontology annotation, molecular function: protein binding; oxidoreductase activity, acting on single donors with incorporation of molecular oxygen, incorporation of two atoms of oxygen; metal ion binding. The transcript has 9 exons. Gene Ontology annotation, biological process: lipid oxidation. The record is from RefSeq and is a predicted model, not a curated record. Lineage: Eukaryota; Viridiplantae; Streptophyta; Magnoliopsida; Rosales; Moraceae.